Messenger RNA from Gaeumannomyces tritici R3-111a-1, 456 nucleotides. RefSeq names its product 40S ribosomal protein S19. Gene Ontology annotation, molecular function: RNA binding; structural constituent of ribosome. Gene Ontology annotation, biological process: translation; ribosomal small subunit assembly. Bases 1 to 456 code for a protein of 151 amino acids. The record is from RefSeq and is a predicted model, not a curated record. Gene Ontology annotation, cellular component: ribosome; cytosolic small ribosomal subunit. The transcript has 4 exons. NCBI's taxonomy places the organism in Eukaryota, Fungi, Ascomycota, Sordariomycetes, Magnaporthales, Magnaporthaceae.
AUGCCUGGCGGAGUCUCUGUUCGCGACGUUGAUGCGCACAAGUUCAUCAAGGCCUAUGCUGCCUUCCUGAAGCGCCAGGGCAAGCUGCCCAUUCCCGGUUGGGUCGACACCGUCAAGACCGGCCCUGCCAAGGAGAUGCCUCCCCAGGACAUUGACUGGUUCUACGUCCGUGCCGCCUCGGUUGCCCGCCACGUCUACUGCCGCAAGACCGUUGGUGUUGGCCGCCUCCGCAAGGUCCACGGCACUGCCAAGAACCGCGGCAGCCGCCCCUCGCACCACGUUGAUGCCUCAGGCAGCGUCGACCGCAAGGUUAUGCAGUCGCUGGAGAAGAUCGGUAUCCUCGAGCAGGAUGAGGAGAAGGGUGGCCGCCGCAUCACCCAGGCUGGCCAGCGUGAUCUGGACCGUAUCGCCAUGACCGUGGCUGAGGCCGAGGAGGAGGAGGAGGAGGAGGAGUAA